CUCCUACAGCAGAGUACCGUCAGUCAUUUAUUCCUGACGGGACUCUGCUUUCCUUCCCUUUUCCCGGCAGUAUUACCCGCCCUGCUUAUUAGAUAUUAAUGAGCUUGCCCUUAUAUGGCGCCAGCCAAUCAGCGCCUAGUUUAGAAAGUUUCCAAGAUGGCGGCUGCCACAACAACAAACAUGGCGAAACGUGUCUCCAAAAGCUGUUUAUUUUGUGGAAAGGCCAUCUACGACAGGAACUUUCGAUCAAUAUUCAGCGCUUCUGCCCUUCCACGCUACCCACAGAUUCAAGAAAUCUUGGGAUUUCCUCCCGAUAGGCACGUUUGGACUCAAAAAGGUUUGUCGUGUACUGUGUGCCGUUCUUGCUUUAAUAAAGUCAACAAGUUGGAGAAAAUUGACCAAGACUUAACGACACGACUUCACCGACUGAAAGAGGAAAAGGAAGCGUUGAUCGCGGAAUUGCGACCACAAAAAGCUACCUGUUUUGGUCCCAAUGCCCAGGGCAACGUUGCAGCCGGGGUCAAGACGCCAACUCCGAAGAAAACUGUGCGACCAAAACAAGACACCCGGUUUGGUUCCAAUGUCGGAGUUUCUGUUCACGUUACUCCCGUGAAAGUCGGGGCCAAGAGACCACUGGUGAAAACGCCCACUCCAAAAAAGACAGUGAAGCGGAGUCUGCUGCGAACUCCUGAGAAGACUUACCGCCCCAUUCUACCAGCUGCAACGGCUUCCAACACUGCUGUACAGCAGACUGAGUCUAGAGAAUGUCACAAAUCUACACAGAUUGGGUGGACCCAGGCUCAGGACCCCAUUGGCACAGUGAAGGUGGUCAUCACCUACCCGUCUCAAAAAAUGACAAAGAUUGUGAAGGAUGACAGUACUGCAAAGUACCUCCGUGCUCUUGCCAAAGGUGAACCCGAUAAGAGACUAGCAGGCAUUUUGUACAAAGAUCCCAACCUCAGGCCAUUGCUGCACAGUCAAGUAUGCACCAAGCUGUCACAGGAAUGCACAGCAUUAUGCAGUGACAAGGAGCCAUCAGUGCUAAGGAAGACUGACGUUGAUGGCCUGCUGAACAUUGAUUGGGACACCAUAAUCAGAGAGUGGAAGGAGAGAACUCCCCUCCUCUAUGAAGUUCUUCAAGCAGUAGCAUGCAACACCCACAAGAACAGGAGUGUACAGGACAAGGGAGAAGAAAGGCACUACCCAUCCAUUGGACUUGCUGGCAGUGCCCUUCUGCACCACAGGAACCCAAAGAUGGCCAGUCUCCAAAUGGCAGUGGGCAUGGUGCUGGAAAAGGGAGGCACAACAGAUGAGUCCAUCAGUGUCCUACAACGAAUGAGUGUAACAGUCACCCCCUCAACCUUGUACAGGAAGAGGAAAGAGAUGCUACAGAAACAUCAGGAGAUGAUGGACAGAACUGUUGGGGACUUUGUCCGACAGAAAGAGUUCAAGGCUUCAGCUGAACGGUAUGUAUCAUCCGCUAGUGACACAAGCAAAUAUGAUGGUAUUCCAUCAGUACGGAUGUCACUGUCUACCAGCAGUAUGCCUGCAGUACAGUCAACCCCGAAUGACAUGGAACCUAACAAAUCACUGUAUCGUCUCCCAAAUGAUGCAGGUUUCAGUAUGCCAAUCACGAACCCCAGCUGUAAUCUCUACCCUUUCAUCUGUUCUACUUACACUUCCCCUGCAACAUCAACCCAACACCAUGACUCCUCUUUGAGAAAGCCCUCUGCACAGAGGAGGACAAGUAGUCAAACAGCACUUUCUAUGGAGGCAGAACCAGCCAUGACAUCUGUAAGCUCAUCUUAGCCAGCAAAGCAGUUUGCUGGCUAGGAUGAGCCAGAAGGUGCCAUGGAGACAGUGCAUACAGUCAGUCACACCUGGUUCCCUGGCAAUUUUGCAUCUUCACUGACAGUCGCCACAAGACAUUCGUCAAGCACAAUGGCUGAAGAGAAAAGAACCAAGGCGUACAACAAGAAGCUGUUGGAGAGGAUCAAGGCCAAACCCGUCACGUCUAUUGAAGUUCUUGGAGACAACUUGGACAUCAUGAAGAAACCAUCGGCUAUGACCAUGGA
Messenger RNA from Branchiostoma floridae (Florida lancelet), 2075 nucleotides. RefSeq lists its product as uncharacterized. The transcript has 4 exons. The coding region runs from base 157 to 1809 and encodes 550 amino acids. NCBI's taxonomy places the organism in Eukaryota, Metazoa, Chordata, Leptocardii, Amphioxiformes, Branchiostomatidae. The record is from RefSeq and is a predicted model, not a curated record.